Messenger RNA from Salvia splendens (bonfire salvia), 615 nucleotides. RefSeq lists its product as uncharacterized. Bases 1 to 615 code for a protein of 204 amino acids. Lineage: Eukaryota; Viridiplantae; Streptophyta; Magnoliopsida; Lamiales; Lamiaceae. The transcript has a single exon. The record is from RefSeq and is a predicted model, not a curated record.
AUGACUUUUAUAGAAUUAUUUUCGUGGAUCAUCGACAAUGUCGAGCAUGAUAUUAUUGCCGACUUCGCUCACCACCAAACUUCCAAGGCGUUGUGGGAUAACCUCGCAAUUACGUUCGAAGGAAAAGCGGAUCCAUAUCAAAUAUACGACCUGGAGGACAAAAUAAUGUAUAUGAGACAAGGAAAUCUCGAUGUCGAAACAUAUUACCGUCGUCUCCACGGACUGUGGAUAAACAUUGAUCGAACUCAGAAGCAACCAGUCACGUGUUGUGACAAGGGGAUCGGGCAAUAUCGACAACACGCAAAUGAUAAACGGCUCAUCAAAUUCCUCACAGGCCUGAACCAAGAGUAUGACCACAUCCGACGGGAGAUCCUCAAGGAGCAGCCGUACCCCUCAGUCGAAGAAGCCUACGGAUGGGUGAAGAAGGAGGCGGCUCGACAAAGGAUCAUGCCACCGGCGUCCGCUCCACCCAUCGGAGACUCCUCUGGCAUUGGGAGUGUCGAUGCAUCAUCGGGGGAAGUAGGCUACGGAUUCGGGGCACAGAGAGACCGACCAAGCAAUCGGGGAAGCCAACAACGACCGCCGCCAGCCGGAAACAACCACCAAACUGCCUGA